UAGAGCGCUGAGCCUGCGCGCUUGGAAAAUGGCUUAAACGCAGGCCAUCUCAAACAAAGAUCGAGGAUUUCAGAUCAAGUGAACUACCUGUUGGAGCGACAGUGAAAAAGGACCCUUACCGGAGCGGUACUGAAACAGGACUCUUCCUGGAACUCCUGCUACCUGAAUGUACUAAACGCAGUGGAACUAGAACUGCAGCGGAAACAUUUAAAGACCAUGACGCUGAACGAGAGCGACGCCACCCGCCUAGAACUGACGCGCAACUUCCUGGAGCUGUCCCGCAAUCCGGAAACAUGUACCGCCCUGCGCAGCUCGGACUGCAUCCAACUGCUGGUGCAGAUCCUCCACGCGAACGACGAAGGUCUCUCCACGGCGCGAAAAUACGCCAGCCAGGCGCUUCACAACAUCGUGCACAGCCACCCGGAGGAAAAGGAGCGCCAGCGGGAGGUGAAGAUGCUGCGACUGCUGGACCAGAUCCUUGACUAUUGCAACUUCCUGCGCACGCAGCUGCAAAGCGGGGGCGAGGCCAUAGCUGAUGAUGAGGAUCGGCAUCCCCUGGCGGCCAUGAAGCUAUUGAUGAAAGCCAGCUUCGACGAGGAUCACCGGCAAACCAUGUGCGAACUAGGGGCCCUUAAGGCGAUCCCCAACCUGGUUCAUCUCGAUCAUGCGGUCCAUGGACCAGCGGCUGCGGGCAGGGAACAGUGCAACGCUUUGAGGAGCUACGGCCUCAUGGCCCUCACGAAUCUCACCUUCGGGGAUGAGAACGUCCACAACAAGUCAUACUUGUGCGGCCAGCGUCAAUUCAUGGAGGUGGUCAUCGCCCAGCUAAACACGGCUCCAGAUGAACUGCUUCAGGUCCUUGCUGGAGUGCUUCGCAAUCUCUCUUGGCGCGCAGACAAACAUAUGAAGACUAUCUUCAACGAGCUCGGUACAGUGACAUCCUUGGCCCGGGCAGCCAUGCAAAACAAAAGCGAAAAUACCCUGAAAGCCAUACUCUCUGCCCUCUGGAAUCUGUCGGCGCACUGCAGUACGAACAAAGCGGAGUUCUGUGCUGUGGACGGCUCACUGGCGUUUCUGGUGGGAAUGCUCAGCUACGAGGGUCCGAGUAAAACACUUAAGAUAAUUGAAAAUGCGGGAGGCAUACUGCGGAACGUUUCCAGCCACAUUGCUGUGUGUGAGCCCUACCGCCAAAUCCUGCGCCGACACAAUUGCCUGGCCAUUCUGUUGCAGCAGUUAAAGUCGGAGAGUCUCACCGUGGUUAGCAACUCCUGCGGCACUUUAUGGAACCUCUCGGCCCGCUGUCCCGAGGAUCAGCAGUACCUCAUCGACCACAAUGCUAUUCCCCUGCUGCGCGUCUUGAUCAGCUCCAAGAACUCCAUGAUUGCCGAGGGCAGUGCCUCGGCUUUGAAGAAUCUAGUAAACUUUAGAGCCACUUUGGAGCUUAUGCCCAAUGGAGAUGGUGGCUCCCUGCCGCUGGACAAGGAGUCAGGCCAUGGUGGUACCCUACCGCGCAGGUUCAGCUCACUGCGACUCAGCUCCAAUCCUACAGGAUCGCUGAAAAAGGUACGACCAACAACAGUGAGCACGACUGGUUUCCUCAACAGAAAGUGUGAGAGUCGGGAGUCCGUUUACUCGGGCAAAUCCGACUCCACUAAAUACUCAACCAAGUCGGAGGGAGCCAAGAAUGCAUUUGAGAUUGUCACACCUACAGAGGAACAGCCAAUUGACUACUCCAUGAAGUACAUGGAGCACAAACCCAAUAGCAGUAAGACCUUUGAUAUUGACUUGGACCAGCCCACAGAUUUUAGUGCUAGAUAUAAGGAAAGACGAUCCGCUCAGUUGGCACAGCCAGAGCUGAAGACGGAGACUGAUGAGAUAAGGAACAAUGAGUUGCAACUGGCCAAGUCCUCAUCGGCCACGGAGCUGCGAAAUGGUCCAGGAAAUGUGACGGUUUCGGCAUCCAAGCAGAAACUUACCACCGAAGCGGAGACGGAGACAGCAGAGCGACCGAUCAACUACUGUGAGGAGGGAACCCCCGGCAGCUUCAGUCGCUUCGAUUCCCUCAACAGCCUGACUGAAAAACCGGAAAAGUGUUCGGCUCCGAAGACGCCAACGAAGCCCACAAUUCAGCCGGGACAACUGGACAACCGGAAUACGUCCCAAAACAUUGACUCUGCUCUGGAAACUCCACUAAUGUUCUCGCGUCGCAGCUCGAUGGACUCAUUGGUAGGCGAUGACGAGACCAUUGCCUGCGAGGAUAAUGGAUCCGUGAUCAGCGAGUACAGCCGGAUGCAAAGUGGCGUCAUAUCUCCCUCGGAGCUGCCCGAUUCGCCCACCCAGAGUAUGCCGCAGUCGCCGAGAAGGGAUCGAAAGGUGCCCAUUCAAAAUAACUCUGAGACUCCUGACCGGAAGUCUGGCAAUGUGUUCGAGGACAAGCUAAACAGAUUCCACGUAGAGCACACGCCUGCCGCCUUUUCCUGUGCCACCAGUCUUAGUAACCUGAGCAUGUUGGAUGACUCCAAUGCAAACGCCAUUCGAGAACAGCGUACAAAUGACAUUAACGGAAAUGGAGACGCUCCUCGUAGCUAUUGUACGGAGGACACUCCGGCUCUGCUUUCCAAGGCGCCCAGCAACAGCGAUUUGUCCAUUCUGUCCAUACCGAACGAUUUGAAUGCCAAUGAAGAACCGCCAGUGCCAGCGCCACGAGCAGAUGUGCCCGGCCUGGACUCUCGGAUUCCGGCUGAAGAUGCCAUUUCCAAGAUGCGCUGCGGCGCAUUACCCAGUUAUCUGCCAGUGUCGGAUGAGAUGAGCAAGUACUAUGUAGAGGAUAGUCCCUGCAACUUUUCGGUGAUCUCUGGCCUCUCCCAUCUUACGGUGGGCUCUGGACGAGCAGGACCGGUUACAAAACUUCCCAUGAGGGCUUCGGAGCCACAGGCAGAGGCACCCAAGUUGCCUCCCAGACGGAGUGCAGUUCAAAAUGAAGCAGAGCCAUGUCUACCGCCCAAGAGAAGCGACUCGCUGAGCUCGCUAUCCAUGGACUCGGAUGAUGACUGCAAUCUACUCAGUCAGGCUAUUGCGGCAGGAAGCUGUCGGCCACAACCCAGUGGUGCUAGCACUAGUUCCAGCCUGGCCAAUGCCAGUACCAGCACUCUGACCAGGACAAAUGGGCAAAAAAAACAGCCGGAGGAGGGCGAUAAACCGAGCUACAGCUCGGAUGACUCGCUGGACGACGAGGACGACGAUGCGAGGUCCAAGUCGCUCUUUGAGCAGUGCAUCCUCAGCGGCAUGCACAAGUCCAACGACGCUUUGGAGUCGGAGGGAGAACCGCCGGGGCAGCGGCAGGAGAUGAGUGCCCGGGAUAGGUUUGUCAGCAACCAGGUGCGCCAGAUUGAGUCCAUGUUAGCCGGACGCCAGCACUAGCAUCGGGUGUGUGGUUAAGUGAGAAGCGCAUGCGUUUGUUUGGUGGCUUUUAAUCUUGUCUAUGCAAUAAUAUUCUCACGGUCUCAAUUUUCCUAUAGUUCAGAUUAAAAAUUUGCACUUAAAUUUAA
Drosophila elegans is the source of this 3548-nucleotide messenger RNA. RefSeq names its product adenomatous polyposis coli protein (gene Apc2). Bases 217 to 3420 code for a protein of 1067 amino acids. The record is from RefSeq and is a predicted model, not a curated record. Gene Ontology annotation, biological process: pattern specification process; negative regulation of canonical Wnt signaling pathway; positive regulation of protein catabolic process. Lineage: Eukaryota; Metazoa; Arthropoda; Insecta; Diptera; Drosophilidae. Gene Ontology annotation, cellular component: catenin complex; beta-catenin destruction complex; cytoplasmic microtubule. The transcript has 3 exons. Gene Ontology annotation, molecular function: beta-catenin binding; microtubule binding; gamma-catenin binding.